Messenger RNA from Cooperia oncophora, 3515 nucleotides. The record is from the annotation of a GenBank genome assembly. Lineage: Eukaryota; Metazoa; Nematoda; Chromadorea; Rhabditida; Trichostrongylidae.
UUGCCUUUUUCACAGAAAUCGACGGUUCUCGCUUUCGUGACGGACUUUCACGGCGACGAUCGAUCACAGUGUGAAGAUGAAGCGAGAGAAACUAUCAAGGAAGCCUUAAAGUUUAUGCGGAACCAGCUUUUCGAGGUUCCAUUCAUAGCGUUCUAUCGUAAAGAAUUAGUUAGCAAUGUGCUAUCAAUAAACGAUCUUUGGAAGGUUUAUGAAUGGGAUGAAAAGUGGUGCCAUCUCCAGAAUCGCAAGAAGAAGCUUGUUGACUUGAUGAAGCGAAUGCAGUAUUAUCAAACGGAGUCGCUACAGAACUAUCGUCGUGUGGUUUCAGAUGAUGACAUCAUAGAGGUUCAAAACGUGGACACCGUCGAAGCACUGGGCGAUCUAUCGGCACAGUUUCACGUUUACUACGGUUCUGAGGUCGGCCGUAUGCUUGACUGGGAAGCGGCACAGAAAGAUAUCGAUGAGGGAGGUGACGGCACCAACGUCCAUGGGACUAGAUUUCGACAAAGCACCCGAAACGAUCGGUAUCAGUUAUGUGUGGAUAAUGGUAUUGGUGAAAUGGUGGCCAGAUUUGGUAUCACGGCUCGACAGCUUGCAGAGAAUCUGGAUUGGAAGAAGCAUGAUGUUGAGCAAGACCCGGUUGCUCCUAAAGUGGCAGCAGCAGAUUACACAAGCUCUUCGUUCCCUACUCCUGAAACUGUCAUAGCGGGAGCUAUUUAUAUGAUGGCUCGUGAACUCAGUCGAGAGCCGAUUGCGCGGGAGCGUAUUCGAUCGGUGUACCGUUCAAAUGUGAAAACUUUAUGUUCAUCCAACACAAAAAGGUCGCGAACAUCUAGACGAAACAAGCCCCGUUUGGAAGAUGAGGUAAAGAAAAACAGUAGAAUAGUGCUCGUUGUUAGUAUUACCGGUAAGUUUAAAACGGCUGUCAUCGUUCCCAGAUAUGUGAAAGGCAAACCAGUAUCCAUGUUGGAGGAAGAGGAAUUUUUAUAUUAUCAUCAAGCGAAAGUAGCAGAACACUUGGAAGUCAAGUUCAUGUUCGAGAAGGAUGUGGACGAUUCCAUGGUCGUGAGAAGUUUAUCGGAUGCUCUUCUUGCGGAACAGCCAUUCAGAGUGGACGAAUACUCCGAAAUUGUCGAAGAAUGGAAUUCAAUACGUGAGAAAGCUACGAGAAUGGCUAUCGAUGAAAUGGUUCUUCCUUUUCUCGAGAAAGAACUCGAGGAAAAACUGCUAGAUGAGGCAAAAGAAAGCGUUCUUUUGAAGUGUGCUAAGGCUAUGUACACACGGUUGGAACCAGCAGCAUUCCAGCCUACAGAGGAACAACUGGAAGAUGAAGACGAAGAUGUUGCUCGUCAGGGAGAAGUACGAGUGAUGGCAAUCGCGUAUCCUACGGAUUUUAGCGAAGCUUCGUUUGGAGUGCUGGUGGAUCAAGAUGGGGCUGUGAUAGAUUACUGUCGAAUGGUUCACUUCUUGAAGCGUUCCGGGGGAUUUGGACCUAAUCAAAAUCUAAAGGCAGAGUCGAUGAACUUCUUCAAAAAGUUUGUUGAACGUCGUCGUCCGCAUGUGAUUGGGCUAUGUGGAGAAAAUUUGGAGAGUAUUCGUCUUCGUCGAGAUCUCGAGGAAUGUUUGAACACGAUGGUCUCAGAAGGCGAUAUUUCUCGAGCUCCACCAGUUUAUAUUUUGGAUAACGAGGCUGCAAAAGUGUACAUGUUGUCAAAGGGUGCCAUAGCGGAACAUUCCGGCUAUCCUCCAACACUUCUCCAAGCAAUAUCCUUGGCUCGACUCCUUCUGGACCCGUUGUGGGAAUAUGCUCACCUGUGGAAUGCCGAUGAGGACAUCUUCUGUCUCAAUUUCCAUCCUUUACAAAGCGAAAUCAGCAAGGACGACUUGAGCAAUGCGCUUUCACGUGAAUUAAUAAAUCGUGUGAACGAAGUUGGUGUUGACGUGAAUAGAUGUCUGGAGCAUCCGCACACUGCCAAUGUUCUGCAGUUUGUUUGUGGGCUUGGACCUCGAAAAGCCACUCACCUCUUGAAAAUGCUGAAGCAACAUGACCAUUUACUUGAGAGUAGAACGAAACUCGUAACGCUCUGUCGCAUGGGGCCCAAAGUGUUCAUGAACUGUGCGGGAUUCAUCAAAAUCGACACAACACGGGUUGCUGAAAAAACAGAUGCAUAUGUCGAAGUGCUUGAUGGCUCUCGUGUCCACCCUGAAACUUAUGAAUGGGCCAGAAAGAUGGCAGUCGAUGCUUUGGAGGUGGACGAUUCAGCCGACCCAACGACGGCUCUGGAGGAGAUUCUGCAGGCUCCCGAUCGUCUCAAAGAUCUUGAUUUGGAUGCCUUUGCUGAAGAAUUGAAGCGACAGGAACUUUUUGGGUUGUUAACGAAAGAAUCCAAGAUUACAUUGAUGGAGGAGAAACGGGUUUGCGGUGUCGUUAUAGGUGUUCAGUUCAAAAGGAUUCCUGAAGACCAACGGGCAGCAUAUAUUUCUGGGCAAGAACACAUGCAACGGAUUCAAGAAUCAGAGUACUGGGAGUGCUCAUUUUGUCGAAUGCCUAUCAUUUCCAACAAGCUUUAUGAACAUCUACAGAUUAAAGAUUCUCGGAAAGGUGGCUGUCCAGGAAUUCCUGUUGGCAUAAAAGUCAAACUUGAUAACGGUAUUAACGGCUUCAUACCCAACAAGAUGAUUUCGGACAAGCCAGAAUCUUUCAAAAACCCACUCGAACGGGUCAAAAUGAACCAGCCGAUCUACUGUCGCAUAAUUAAAUUGGAACCCGAGAAGUUCUCUUGCCUUUUGUCAUGUCGUACAUCUGACCUAAAUAAAGAACCAGUAGCUGAGCACGAUACUUACUGGGAUUAUGAGUUAGAGAAGGAAGACAUUGAGAAGGAUCGCAGCGCGAAGAGCCAAAAGCAGCAGCUUCAGGCGGAAUGCAAUUUCACUCAUCGACAAAUUGUUCAUCCACAAUUCCACAACGUCAGCUAUCGCGAAGCGCAGAGAAUGCUUGGAGCAAAAGACACGGGUGACAUCAUUAUUCGACCGUCGGCGAAGUCAAACAAUCGAUUGACCAUUUCUUGGAAAGUGGCCGAUGGAGUUGUGGCCAACAUUGACGUCGAAGAGCAUGAUAAGGAAGAUCCAACUGAGCUAGGACGACGGCUCACUAUUCUAGGCGAGGACUUCGACGAUCUUGACGAAGCCAUUGCUCGAUUUUUGUAUCCGAUGGCAGAUCUCUGCAGAGACGUAAUGUCUUACAAGUACUUCAUGGAUGGUGUUUUCUCUGAAGAACGAGACAGGAUCGAAGCGAGACUACGAGAUGAAAAACGGGCGUCGCCAGCACGAAUCCCAUACGUAUUGACCGCAUCCCGCACAUAUCCAGCAAAAUUCGUUAUUUCUUAUCUGGCAAGGGUGAAACCGUGCCAUGAGUACAUAUCAGUGACCAGUGAAGGAUUGAAAUUCCGGCAGAAGUUCUUUUCAUCUCUCGACGCUCUUCUUGCUUGGUUCAAGGUUCACUUCCGCGAACCUCC